Ictalurus furcatus (blue catfish) is the source of this 2695-nucleotide messenger RNA. It is a transcript of the gene dzip1l, whose product is annotated as DAZ interacting zinc finger protein 1-like. The record is from RefSeq and is a predicted model, not a curated record. NCBI's taxonomy places the organism in Eukaryota, Metazoa, Chordata, Actinopteri, Siluriformes, Ictaluridae. The transcript has 17 exons. The coding region runs from base 244 to 2607 and encodes 787 amino acids. Gene Ontology annotation, biological process: cilium assembly. Gene Ontology annotation, cellular component: cytoplasm; ciliary basal body.
GCUUCUCUGUACUGCUCCACCCGAAGUGAACUAAAACUCCCUGGCCGGAUGUUCCCGAUACACAGCACAGCGCUGUUUUAAACUUUAAUCUUGAAUGUUUCUUUCCCCAGCUGCUUGGCUGAGAGUCUGCGCUGCUCCGGUAAAACUCCAGCAGAGAGCCGGAGCUGAGGUGAGACUCCAACAGCAGCUGUGCAAAGUGGUCAAUUGCCAUCGUCUCUUCCUUUUAUCCCUAAACCUCGUAUCAUGCCAGGACAGAUCUCCCCAACCUCUCCUUCCUGGAGUGCGUCUAUCCCCACUCAGCCGUUCCACUUCCGUCUCCGCAUUGAGCCGAUUGAUUGGCGGCGUAUGGCAGCGCUGGACGUGGACCGUGUGGAGAGAGAAACAGAUAUAAAUGUGCUGCAGGAGCUCAUCAGUGCUGUGACUUUCUGUGCGGUGGAGGGCGAGCGGUGUCCACAGUGCCGUUGUCCAACCGACACAACGCUGCUGAAAGUUCUGCGCAUGUCACAGCUCAGCACAGAGUACCUGCUACACUGCCAGGACUAUCUGAGCUCACAGGUGGCAGUGCUGGAGGAGCGGCUGCAGGGGGCGCUGUCUCAGGCACUCCGCGAGGAAGAGGAGCGAGCACGACUCGAGAAAGAGCUGCAGGAAGUCAAGCUGGAGAGCCGGCGCAGGAAGAAGCUCGUCGCCACUCAACAGCUCCUCCUGCAGUCCAGUGCCAAUAAUUACCACAAGUGCCACUUCUGUGAAAAGUCUUUCGUCAAUUAUUCUUACUUACAAUCUCAUGUUGAGCGCAGGCAUCCGGAGAUCACUGAAGCAGUUGAUGAAAAGAAAUAUAUCAGUUCUCUGCAACAUGGUGGCCACUGUGUUUGUGGGUCAGAGAGACAGAAGAAGAUGCAGGUGGAGCAGAUGAAGGAUGGGUUGGAGGAGCUGAAGGAGAAACUGAGACUGACUCAGAGUCAACUCGAAGCAGAGAGAGAGGCAGAUGCGUAUCGGAGACAGCAGGAGCUGGAGGAGCAGCGGAGAAGAGAGGCGUCAGACCGGGAGAUAAUUGAGCGAUGCAAAGAAGAGGAGAAGCGGACAUUUCAAGAUGAAAUUGACGGCCUGAGACAGCUUCUUCACCAGGAGUUUGAACUAAUUAAAACCAAGAGCAUCUCCAUAGAGGCUAAACUGCAUGAGCUGGAGAGCAGAGAGAGAAACAUGUCUAAUCUAAGGGGUGAGGAUGAAUUUGAGAAAGAGCAAAAGAGGAUCAGAGAGAGAGAGCUGAAGGAGCAGAUGGUUCAGAAGAAGAAUAAAUGGAAGAUGAAAAUAAAAGAGCUGCAGAACCGACACCAGCAGGAGAAAGAGGAGCUGGAAAGUGAAAAUAUUAGGCUGCAGAAGGCCUUGUCAGUGGAGGAAAGCACUAGUUCUAGUGUGCACUCGCUGAAGCAGCAGGUUCUCUCUCUCUCCUCUCAGCUCAGGCAGAGAGACACACUCAUUCACUCCCAGAAAAAGAAGAUAAAGAAGCUGAUGUACAGAUCACUGUCAGAGCCACUUCCGAUAAUGGCUGUUCAGAACUCUCUAGACGAAGAAGGAGAUGAUGAAAAGGAAGAGAUUGAAGAGUUAGUGUCAGCCCGAGUGGAACCAGUGAGAAGAAUCCCAGCGCAGAGGAAGAAUUUCAGAUCCAUCGUGAAGAAAAGACUGCAGAAGAGGCUGGAGAAGAUGGGACUAAGAAAGGGCACUAAGGGAAUCUCUACUCAGUCCCUGAAGAGUCUAAUCUAUGAGCGAGGACAGACAUUUAGGAGUCAGUCACAAUUGCAGGAUUUGAGAAACAACCUAGAGGACAAGCUAAAGCAAAGAGUGAGGGAGCUGCAGACGAGCCAGGGAAAAUCUACACCUAACACACAGAUGCUGGUUCUGCUCUGGGGUUUUUCUUCAGCUAGAAAGAUGCGUCGUAGUCCAGUCAUGGAACAGAGCCCUAGACGCAGACAGUACAGUCCCAGAAACUCCCUACAGAAUCAUGAGAUUCAUCAGCCUCCUACAGCUGCACCACGCUCCAAAGCUCCUUCACUCACACCGAUUCUACCGGCACAGCAAAAGAAGAGCAGUACUCCACCCUUCAGCUCAGAACAGGAGGAUGACGACGAGUCAGGCAAGGACAGCGCCUACAUCACCAGCUCUCGGGACAAACCGUCCACCUCUGUUCACCUCACACCAACAAAGGAACAGCAGAUAGUAGAACAUGAGCUCAACUGGUCAGACAGCGAUGAUUCAGAUGACUCUUACACACAAAAGCCACAACAGGCUUUUAGUACACAUGGUUCAGUUGUUCAAACGCUGACAAGGAGUUUAGAAAAGCAGAUGAGCAGCAGCAUCACAAAUCCUGUAGGAGGAAUACGAGUCUUGCCUCCAGCCUCUCAGCCUUCACCUCGACCCGCCAUCAUCAAACAACAGGCGGUGUCUGAGGAAGAGAGUGAUGUGGACUUGUCCUCCAUCGAGGAGCUCACUGCUCCACCCACAGCCGGGCGCAGGAGCUCGGAUGCGGUUGUCACGUCAGGCACUAGCGUAUGGAGCUCAGCUGCUAGCAGAGCAGGAGCGUGUUUGAAAUGUUCUGGAUUUGAGGAGUCAUGAAACAUUACCUGGAAGUCCCAAGAUGGUGAAAUAGGGUCUGCACUCUGUGAAUCCUGAGCUCUGUCUUACACACGACCUCCACAGGCCG